GUCUGUGUGCUGGCCGGGCGGGGGGGAGGAGGGGAAUCUCCCGCCAUUUUUCAAUAAUUUCCUCCGGUGCCGCUGAGGAGGAGUCGUGACUGCCGGCCGCUGGGACCCAUAAGCGAAGGUUGGCCUGAGACUGCUGGGACGCCCUGCAGUGUGGCGUAGGAGCUCUGUGCUUUUGCUUUCCGUUCCAUGGCUCUCGGGCGGCCGCGCCAGCAGUGAGGGAGCCGGAGUUCGCGCCGCCCUCUCACCCCUCCCCUCCCCCACCCCACCCCCGGGAGCCGGGCGCUCGCACCCGGGCUCCGGGGCCUAGUGUUGCGCUGCGAGCGGGCCGAACAGCCGCGCGCCCCCCGCCGCCGCGUUCUCGGUCGCUGCUGACGCGAUGGCGCCGCUCCUGGGCCGCAAGCCCUUCCCGCUGGUGAAAGCGCUUCCAGGAGAGGAGCCGCUCUUCACCAUCCCACACACUCAGGAGGCCUUCCGCACUCGGGAAGAGUAUGAAGCCCGCUUGGAAAGGUACAGUGAGCGCAUCUGGACAUGCAAGAGUACUGGAAGCAGUCAGCUAACCCACAAGGAGGCCUGGGAAGAAGAACAGGAAGUUGCUGAACUUUUGAAGGAGGAGUUCCCUGCCUGGUAUGAGAAACUGGUUCUGGAAAUGGUUCACCACAACACAGCCUCCUUAGAGAAGUUAGUAGAUACUGCUUGGCUGGAGAUCAUGACCAAAUAUGCUGUUGGAGAAGAGUGUGACUUUGAGGUUGGGAAGGAGAAAAUGCUCAAGGUAAAGAUUGUGAAGAUUCAUCCUUUGGAGAAAGUAGAUGAAGAGGCCACUGAGAAAAAAUCUGAUGGUGCCUGUGAUUCUCCAUCGAGUGACAAAGAGAAUUCCAGUCAAAUUGCUCAGGACCAUCAGAAGAAGGAGGCAAUUGUAAAAGAGGAUGAAGGAAGGAGAGAGAGUAUUAAUGACAGAGCACGUAGAUCUCCACGAAAACUUCCUACUUCAUUAAAAAAAGGAGAAAGGAAAUGGGCUCCUCCAAAAUUUCUGCCUCACAAAUAUGAUGUGAAACUACAAAAUGAAGAUAAGAUCAUCAGCAAUGUGCCAGCAGACAGCUUGAUUCGUACAGAGCGCCCACCAAAUAAGGAGAUACUUCGAUACUUUAUACGGCAUAAUGCACUACGGGCUGGUACUGGUGAAAAUGCACCUUGGGUGGUAGAAGAUGAAUUGGUGAAGAAGUAUUCCCUGCCCAGCAAGUUCAGUGACUUUUUACUUGAUCCAUACAAGUAUAUGACUCUGAACCCUUCAACUAAAAGGAAGAAUACUGGAUCCCCAGACAGGAAACCCUCAAAGAAAUCUAAAACAGACAACUCCGCUUUGAGUACACUAAAUCCUAAGUUAUGGUGUCAUGUACACUUGAAGAAAUCGUUGAAUGGUUCACCACUCAAAGUAAAGAACUCAAAGAAUUCCAAAUCUCCAGAACAACAUCUGGAAGAGGUAAUGAAAAUGAUGUCACCCAGCAAGCUGCAUGCUAACUUUCACAUUCCCAAGAAAGGCCCACCUGCCAAGAAACCAGGGAAACACAGUGACAAACCUUUGAAGGCGAAGGGCAGAAGCAAGGGUGUCCUGAAUGGACAGAAAUCUACAGGGAAUUCCAAAUCCCCUAAAAAGGGAUUGAAGACUCCUAAAACCAAAAUGAAGCAGAUGACUUUGUUGGAUAUGGCCAAAGGGACACAGAAGAUGACUCGAGCACCACGGAAUUCUGGAGGUACACCUAGGUCCUCUGGUAAACCUCAUAAACACCUGCCUCCUGCUGCGCUACACCUAAUUGCCUACUACAAAGAAAACAAAGACAGGGAGGACAAAAAGAGUGCCCUGUCUUGUGUUAUCUCCAAAACAGCUCGUCUUCUCUCUAGUGAAGAUAGAGCUCGUCUCCCAGAAGAAUUGCGAAGUAUUGUUCAAAAACGCUAUGAGCUUCUAGAGCACAAAAAGAGGUGGGCUUCUAUGUCUGAAGAGCAACGGAAAGAAUAUUUAAAGAAGAAACGAGAGGAGCUGAAAGAAAAGUUGAAGGAAAAAGCCAAAGAACGGAGAGAGAAAGAAAUGCUUGAGAAAUUAGAAAAACAGAAGCGGUAUGAGGACCAAGAAUUAACUGGCAAAAACCUUCCAGCAUUUAGAUUGGUGGAUACUCCUGAAGGGCUCCCCAACACACUUUUUGGGGAUGUGGCCAUGGUGGUGGAAUUCUUGAGCUGUUAUUCUGGGCUACUCCUACCAGAUGCUCAGUAUCCUAUUACUGCUGUGUCUCUUAUGGAAGCCUUGAGUGCAGAUAAGGGUGGCUUUUUAUACCUUAAUAGAGUCUUGGUCAUCCUCUUACAGACCUUAUUACAAGAUGAAAUAGCAGAAGACUAUGGGGAAUUGGGAAUGAAGCUGUCAGAAAUCCCCCUCACUCUACAUUCUGUUUCAGAGCUGGUACGGCUCUGCUUGCGCAGAUCUGAUGUUCAGGAAGAAAGUGAGGGCUCAGACACAGAUGAUAAUAAAGAUUCACCAUUUGAAGACAAUGAGGUACAAGAUGAGUUCCUAGAGAAGCUGGAGACCUCUGAAUUUUUUGAAUUAACAUCAGAAGAGAAGCUACAGAUCUUGACAGCACUGUGCCACCGAAUCCUCAUGACAUACUCAGUACAAGACCACAUGGAGACUAGACAGCAGAUGUCUGCAGAGUUGUGGAAGGAGCGGCUUGCUGUAUUGAAGGAAGAAAAUGAUAAGAAGAGAGCAGAGAAACAGAAACGGAAAGAAAUGGAAGCCAGAAAUAAAGAAAAUGGAAAAGAGGAGAAUGGAUUAAACAAAACCGAUAGGAAAAAGGAAAUUGUGAAGUUUGAACCCCAAGUAGAUACAGAAGCUGAAGACAUGAUUAGUGCCGUGAAGAGCAGAAGGCUUCUUGCCAUUCAAGCUAAGAAGGAACGUGAAAUACAGGAAAGAGAAAUGAAAGUGAAACUAGAACGUGAAGCUGAGGAAGAAAGAAUUCGGAAGCACAAGGCAGCUGCUGAGAAAGCUUUCCAGGAAGGAAUUGCCAAGGCAAAACUAGUCAUGCGUAGGACUCCUAUUGGUACAGAUCGAAAUCAUAAUAGAUACUGGCUCUUCUCAGAUGAAGUUCCAGGACUGUUCAUAGAGAAAGGCUGGGUUCAUGACAGCAUUGACUACCGAUUCAACCAUCAUCACAAAGACCAUGCAGACUCCCCUGAUGAGGAUUACUGUCCUCGCAAGAAGAUGCUGCAGGUUACGGGAGAGAGAGCAGGGGAAAGGAAAGAACCAAUUGUUGUAUUAGGUAAAAAAGCAAACUUAGGCAAAAAUGCAAGCAUAAACAUGCAUCUUGGACCAGCAACAGAAAUUGCUGUAGAAACUACCAUACCUAAACAAGGACAGAACCUAUGGUUUUUAUGUGACAGUCAAAAGGAACUGGAUGAAUUGCUAAACUGUCUUCACCCUCAGGGAAUAAGAGAAAGUCAGCUUAAAGAAAAACUAGAAAAGAGGUAUCAGGACAUUAUUCACUCUAUUCAUCUGGCUCGGAAGCCAAAUUUGGGUCUAAAAUCCUGUGAUGGCAACCAGGAGCUUUUAAACUUUCUUCGCAGUGAUCUCAUUGAAGUUGCAACAAGGUUACAAAAAGGAGGGCUUGGAUAUGUUGAAGAAACAUCAGAAUUUGAAGCCCGGGUUAUUUCAUUAGAGAAAUUGAAGGAUUUUGGUGAGUGUGUGAUUGCCCUUCAAGCCAGUGUCAUAAAGAAAUUUCUCCAAGGCUUCAUGGCUCCCAAGCAAAAGAGAAGAAAACUGCAGAGUGAAGAUUCAGCAAAAACUGAGGAAGUAGAUGAAGAGAAAAAAAUGGCAGAGGAAGCAAAGGUUGCAUCUGCACUGGAAAAAUGGAAGACAGCAAUCCGUGAAGCUCAAACUUUUUCUAGGAUGCAUGUUCUACUUGGGAUGCUGGAUGCUUGUAUCAAGUGGGAUAUGUCAGCAGAAAAUGCUAGAUGCAAAGUUUGUCGAAAGAAAGGUGAGGAUGACAAAUUGAUCUUGUGUGAUGAGUGUAAUAAAGCCUUCCACCUGUUUUGUCUGAGGCCGGCCCUCUAUGAAGUACCAGAUGGUGAGUGGCAGUGCCCAGCUUGCCAGCCUGCUACUGCCAGGCGUAACUCUCGUGGCAGGAAUUAUACUGAAGAGUCUGCCUCUGAAGACAGUGAAGAUGAUGAAAGUGAUUCAGAGGAAGAAGAGGAAGAAGAGGAGGAGGAGGAAGAUUAUGAAGUAGCUGGUUUGCGAUUGAGACCUCGAAAAACCCUCCGGGCCAAGCAGAGUGUAAUCCUUCCUACAGUAAGGCCAGGCCGCCGACCCAGUAAGAAGCCACAUCCUACCAGGAGAUCUCGGCCAAAGGCACUACCUGUGGAUGACACUGAGGUUGAUGAGCUGGUACUUCAGACCAAGCGGAGCUCCCGGAGACAAAGCCUGGAGCUACAGAAGUGUGAAGAGAUCCUCCACAAGAUUGUGAAGUACCGUUUCAGCUGGCCCUUCAGGGAGCCUGUGACCAGAGAUGAGGCUGAGGACUACUAUGAUGUGAUUACCCAGCCCAUGGACUUUCAGACAGUGCAGAACAAAUGUUCCUGUGGGAGCUACCGCUCUGUGCAGGAGUUUCUUACUGACAUGAAGCAAGUGUUUACCAAUGCUGAGCUUUACAACUGCCGUGGCAGCCAUGUGCUAAACUGCAUGGUGAAGACAGAACAGUGUCUAGUGGCUCUGUUACAUAAACACCUUCCUGGCCACCCAUAUGUCCGUAGGAAACGUAAGAAGUUUCCCGAUCGACUUGCUGAAGAUGAAGGGGACAGUGAGCCAGAGCCCAUUGGACAGUCCAGGGGACGAAGACAGAAGAAAUAGAGAGGCAGGGCCCUGGUAAGGGAGCUGAAGUAGGGGGAAUAUCAGGACACAGUGAGGGAGGGUGGGAGGGAGGCAAGAGAGGAAGAUUGAGAACUUGGAAGGGAAGAGAUCACAGGGAGCCCAGAAAUGACAGUCACCCCAAGCUUGUGCUGUUUCUUAAAACUCCCUACAGGGCCUCAUCCAAGCAAAGCUUUUUGGGGAGCCUGAUUGGAUUGGUGGUCUCUGCCCAGAAAUAUUGUGGGCAGAAGAAGCCCGUAACUCUCCCGCCUUUGAGUUUCCAUCAAGAGUCCAAGGGUAUAGCUUUUCUGGUGUACCCAGUUCCUGUUCCUUCUUUCCUAGGGUCCCUCCUCCUCUGGCUCCCACAAUAGUGCCAAGCCCUUCUGGUCUCCAGGAGUGGGGAUUGCUAUGUUACAUUGCAGGAUCAAGGGUAAUCAGGCCAAUUGGGGGAGGUGGUGUCCACUUUUUUUUUUUUAAUCUGUAUUUAUAUACAGUUUUGUUUCUUUAAGCCCAUACUCUGUCUCUUACUCCCUCUCCCUCUCAGGUGACAGUAUCAGUGAGUGCCAUAGAGAAUUUUGUAUUCACCAGCAUCAUGAAACAGUUGUGGUCUUUUCAGUUAUCUUGGCAGAGUAAAGGGACAUUUCCUGGACCCAUUCCUGAAUAUCCCUCCCCUUCUUUGUAACAACCCUCCCCCAACUUAUAUUUCACCUCACUCCCUAAAAAAAAAUCCUAAGGCACUUCAUUUAGAGACUGGAGUCCUGCUUAUAAUCAUGCAUAUAACCUUGACUUUGGAUCUGGCCAGAGGGGUGUUGGAGCCCAGCCCACCCACAUACCAGACAAGCUCUUAGGGGAGCAGAAGAAAAGCAGGAAGAAUUUAAAUGUUUAAUUUUUUUUUUAAAUUGACUUUUCUAGUUAUUAAAAUUUGCUUGUUUCAGCAGUGAUAUUGUAUAAAGAACAUCUUGUAAGA
Messenger RNA from Otolemur garnettii (small-eared galago), 5846 nucleotides. RefSeq names its product bromodomain adjacent to zinc finger domain 1B (gene BAZ1B). Gene Ontology annotation, cellular component: WICH complex. The transcript is spliced from 20 exons. Gene Ontology annotation, biological process: chromatin remodeling. Gene Ontology annotation, molecular function: protein binding; histone H2AXY142 kinase activity. Bases 377 to 4882 code for a protein of 1501 amino acids. NCBI's taxonomy places the organism in Eukaryota, Metazoa, Chordata, Mammalia, Primates, Galagidae. The record is from RefSeq and is a predicted model, not a curated record.